Molecule: messenger RNA, 2540 nt
Organism: Falco peregrinus (peregrine falcon)
Lineage: Eukaryota; Metazoa; Chordata; Aves; Falconiformes; Falconidae
Gene: BCS1L
Product: mitochondrial chaperone BCS1
Exons: 7
Coding region: 834-2093 (419 amino acids)
Biological process (GO): protein insertion into mitochondrial inner membrane from matrix; mitochondrial respiratory chain complex III assembly
Cellular component (GO): mitochondrial inner membrane
Molecular function (GO): ATP binding; ATP hydrolysis activity
Source: RefSeq, a predicted model, not a curated record
GUGUGGGGCUGGGUCUCCUGCCGGGGAAGGUGGGCUCCUGCCGCGGGGCUGAGGCUGGCUGCGGCGGGGGAAGGCCCCACUGCGGAGCGGCGACCGUGCCGUGGGCCCGAGCCGUCCUGCGGGGCAGGGGACACCCUGCCCUGGGAAGGAGCCUUGCUGUGGCGUCAGACCCUGUUCUGGGGGAGGCGGGGUGCUGCUUGAGGGGGCAGAGCGGGUCUGUGUAUCUGUCAGGAGAGGCGCCUCCUCAUUCCCUAUAUCUGACAGACCCCUGCUGAGAGCUGGAGAAACUUCAAGCCCCCUGUGUGUGCGACCGGUGCCCUUUAUCCACACGCGGAGGUGCUGCUUCCACCACAUUUGUGCACCCGUUGCCAACAGCAAAGAACCAGCUCUUGGCUCAGCUGGCCGAGGCACUUCAGCUUUUUCAAACAAUAAACCUUAAAUAAUUGCAGUACUUGUGAUUUCUAGCUGCUUAAAGAAUAAAACUGUGCAAAACUGUUGUAAUGGCUGACGAAACAACAGAGUGCUCCUGUGCUUGCUUGAGAGCCUACAGCUCCUGGCCCUUUCCUGCCUGUCUCGCCCAGUGGCCUGCAGAGAGCAGGGAGGCUCCUGCAGCCAGUGGCAGUCUGAACCUCCAGUAGUAAGAUAAGCAUGGAUGUGGGAGAUCUGUAUGUGCCAGGCAGCCUUUCACGUUGAGAGCUGGCUAAAAUAAAGCCCAGGGAACUGUGGGCAAUCCAUUGUGUCCCUUGCUGCCAUUCAGUCCUUCUUUUUCCAUGCAGAUUUGUUUCUGGAGUGCGGAGAUGGUGCUGUGGAAAGAGCCUUCUUAACCUCCCACAAUGCCCUUUUCUGACUUUGUCUUAGCACUGAAGGACAACCCGUACUUUGGGGCUGGGUUCGGCCUCGUUGGGGUGGGCACAGCCCUGGCAUUAGCUCGGAAGGGGGCCCAGUUUGGGCUGGUGGCUUUCAGGCGUCAUUAUAUGAUUACCUUGGAGGUGCCCAGCAAGGAUAAGAGCUACCACUGGCUGCUGAACUGGAUCUCCCACCACGCCAAGCACACGCAGCACCUCAGUGUUGAGACAUCAUACCUGCAGCACGAAAGCGGGCGCGUCAGCACCAAGUUUGACUUUGUCCCCAGCCCUGGGAACCAUUUCAUCUGGUAUCGCAGGAAGUGGAUUCGCAUCGAGCGCAACCGGGAGAAGCAGAUGAUUGACCUGCACACAGGGACGCCAUGGGAGUCUGUCACCUUCACUGCACUGGGCACCAACCGGGAGAUCUUCUUCAGCAUCCUCCGGGAAGCCCGGGAGCUGGCGCUGCAGCAGCAGGAGGGGAGAACGAUCAUGUACACAGCCAUGGGAGCCGAGUGGCGGCAGUUUGGCUUCCCCCGCCGCCGGCGGCCUCUCAGCUCUGUGGUGCUGGAGGAAGGUGUGUCGGAGAAGCUGGUCCAGGAUGUGAAGGAGUUCAUCGACAACCCGAAGUGGUACAGUGAGAGAGGGAUCCCCUACCGAAGAGGCUACCUGCUGUAUGGUCCUCCUGGCUGUGGGAAAAGCAGUUUCAUCACAGCUUUGGCCGGGGAGCUGCAGUACAGUAUCUGCCUGCUUAGCCUCAGUGACCGCAGCCUCUCUGAUGACCGGCUCAAUCAUCUCCUGAGUGUGGCACCGCAGCAGAGCAUCAUCUUGCUGGAAGAUGUGGAUGCUGCCUUCAUCAGCCGGGACCUCGCUGCUGAGAACCCAGCUGUGUACCAAGGCAUGGGGCGCCUGACCUUCAGCGGCCUCCUCAAUGCGCUGGACGGUGUGGCAUCCACAGAGGCCCGGAUUGUCUUCAUGACCACCAACUAUGUGGACAGGCUGGACCCAGCCCUGGUGCGUCCCGGCCGUGUGGAUCUCAAGCAGUACGUGGGCCAUUGCUCCCACUGGCAGCUUGCCUGCAUGUUCCAGCGCUUCUACCCUGAGCAACCCCUGGCUGCAGCCGAGCGGUUUGCAGAGCAGGCACUGGCAGUCUCCAAACAGAUCAGUGCUGCCCAGGUGCAGGGUCACUUCAUGCUCUACAAGACAGACCCUGAAGGAGCCAUUUCAAACAUACGCUCCAUCCUGCUGUGACCAGGGGCCCAGCUUUCCCCGGCCACGCUAAGAGGACUGGGACAAGGAUGUGACCAUCUCAGGGAUGCCAUGAAGCUGCCCAGCCGUGCAUGCCAGGUUUCUGUUCACCUCUACUCCUCCAAGGCCUUGACUUUUUAUUAAAACACAUGGAGAGUCAGAACUGCCAGCCUUGCAGCGUGGAGAGGGAGUCAGCUCUUGCUGCUCCCCAGACUUUGGUGCUACUGCACCGUCCCUGUGUGUGCCUCGUGCUGGGAUUGCUGUAAGCUGCCAAGGCUUCUGGAUGUGAAUCACCUUCCUUGCAGGACAGCCUGGGGGUGCACUAGAAGGGCAUUUCCUUGGGGCAGGACAUUGGGGUGCUGCACUACUAAAGAGCUGCUGGCCUUUGAAGGGACAGCGGUCUUCACUGGUUUGUGAAUAUCCUCUGAAAUACACAGCGUGGCUCUUGGC